AUGGAUUUUGAAAAACUCCUUUUUGAUUUUUCUGUAUAUUCUCUAAUUAUAUACUACUAUAUUUACAUCUCGUUGUAUUUUCUUGUUGAUAAAGACAUGCUCCCUUCCUGGUUGCUCUUCUCUCAUCUCUGGAACCAACCCAACGAGAAUCUCACAGAGGAUGAGGGAUCAGCAUAUUCUUCUUCUACAACACCGUCGUCAUCUUCAACUUUCGUUGGUGUUUCUGCUGGUGGCAACAAGAAUAUUCAAAAAGGUCCUGCGCAACGUUCCUCUGAGCAUAUCAAGAGAUUGCUUCUUGACAAAAGAAAUCGCCAAAAAGCGAAGCUUACCCCAAAGCCAGCUUUUCUACCAGGGACCGCGAAGUGCGAGCAGCGUCAUGAAGAAGCAAUAAAACACCAUCAGAGCUCACCAGUCCAGAAUGACAUUUUCUUGGCCAACCUGACCUCCUUGAACUUAUUCCAUCCGUUGGUUCCCAAUCGGGCGAUGCCACAGGAAGUCCCGUUCAGAGCCUGCAAUGAUAUGGAUCUAUUUUGUGCUUGGAGGCAGGAAAGAUGUGCGAUCAGCUCGAGAAAUGCUAAACUCGAGUGGAAAUUGCUUGAUGAGGACGCUAGGAAGUUGUGGAAUAAAAGGAAGAAAUUGUUUUCGAGGAGUUCAUGGUCCAAUUGA
Molecule: messenger RNA, 666 nt
Organism: Caenorhabditis briggsae
Lineage: Eukaryota; Metazoa; Nematoda; Chromadorea; Rhabditida; Rhabditidae
Exons: 5
Coding region: 1-666 (221 amino acids)
Source: RefSeq, a predicted model, not a curated record